Messenger RNA from Clupea harengus (Atlantic herring), 659 nucleotides. RefSeq names its product ribosomal protein L22-like 1 (gene rpl22l1). Gene Ontology annotation, cellular component: ribosome. Gene Ontology annotation, biological process: cytoplasmic translation. Lineage: Eukaryota; Metazoa; Chordata; Actinopteri; Clupeiformes; Clupeidae. The record is from RefSeq and is a predicted model, not a curated record. Gene Ontology annotation, molecular function: RNA binding; structural constituent of ribosome.
ACUAAUCGGCCAGCUGAUACAGCCUGUUUAGAGCAUAGACAUAUAUAGAUCAUACCUAUAUAUGUCUAUGGUUUGGAGCGCUACUGAAGCACCUCCCCUUCUGACGCAAUUUCCUUUUCCUCUUUCCUCUCCGAGAUGGCGCCGAAAAUGAAGAGUGUCAAGACUGUCAAGACUACCAAGAAAAGCAAGAAGGGAGCUUCUUGGAAGUACACCCUUGACCUCACACAUCCAGUGGAGGAUGGGAUCCUUGAUUCAGCCAAUUUUGAGAUCUUCCUGAAAGAGCGGGUGAAAGUCAAUGGCAAAACUGGCAAUCUUGGAAAUACUGUCCAAAUUGCACGCCUGAAGAAUAAGAUCAGUGUUGCAUCGGAAAAGCAGUUCUCCAAGAGGUAUCUGAAGUAUCUCACCAAGAAGUACUUGAAGAAGAACAACCUGCGCGAUUGGCUGAGAGUGGUGGCUUCGGACAAGGAGACCUAUGAACUGCGCUACUUCCAGAUCAGUCAGGAGGACGAUGAGUCUGAGACAGAAGACUGAUGCUUCGUCCAGCCAGCCAGGAGUUUGGAGGCAGUGAUUGCACAUGAGACCUGUGUUGACCAUGUAGCCCGAAGCUUGAUCGUAAAUAAAGAUGGGUUCGGGAUGUGUCCCUGAUCUCCCUCUUGGUA